This is a messenger RNA of Bipolaris maydis ATCC 48331, 1135 nucleotides long. NCBI's taxonomy places the organism in Eukaryota, Fungi, Ascomycota, Dothideomycetes, Pleosporales, Pleosporaceae. The record is from RefSeq and is a predicted model, not a curated record.
AGUCACUCAUUCCACCCUAAUCGUUUCCUUUCAACUUCAAUCCUUUUUCUUUCUACACAUUCGUUUGCUACACCACACAAACACCACCAUGUCUCUAACCACUUUACCUUCACUUCCCGAACCCAUUCUACACAUAAUUUGCAUCUAUCUCACACCCGAUCGCCCUAGCGUCAACGACUCGGAACACGGCCAAUCGCCCACACUCUAUCGCCCAAUAAUAAGCCUCUCACUGACCGCGCAUGCCCUAAAUCGCAUCUCGUCAACCCACAUCGCGACAAACAUGAGCCUGACAUGGGGCACCGUCCGCUGGGACCUCUUUCUCCGCACCAUCCAGGAAAACCCGGUCUACGCAUCCACCGUCAAGUACCUCAAGCUCAGCGAGCUCAGCAUAGACAAGCAAGAUUUAAUCCGACCGACAAAGUGGCAAGGCGGUCCGGAAGAUGUCACAGAAAUGUUCAAAGCACUAUCCGGAUUGCAAACGCUCUACUCGUCACACUGCAAGCUACUCUACCCCGGUUCCAUCAUCCAUCGCCUCACGUCUCAAGAAAUGCCGCUGUGGAAGACGCUAGAAGUUGUGCGAUUCGACCAUAUCAAUGUCUGGGGCGAGGACCGCAUUGUGCAAUUGAACUUGCAUCGCGAACGCACAGAAGAGAAUGAGGACGGUCAAGUGAGCAAAUACACAGUAGAAAAUGGACUGCUUACUGGCUCUCUGGCGCGCUUGGAUAUCCGUCAGUUUCACGCUAUACCAGAGGUCACGAAUGUGGUUGUUACUACGCGCGACUUUGAGGACGACGGGGAUACAGAGGGGGAUGCGGAUUGGGUUGAUGAGGAUGCGGAGGUGGAGGGAGAGGAAUGGAGUGAUGAUGAUGAUGAGUAUGAGUAUGAGAGCGAGAGCGAGGACAGCGAGUGGGAUUCGGAAGAUGAUAGCGAUUACGAGGAUGAUUGGGAGGCGGAGUAUGGAUUCAGUGUGCCUAGCACUCAGCCUGUCCUUUGCAAAACAGAUGCCUUGUUCGUUUUUACCCCAUCCCUACAACCCUCAUUACCAUUUCCGUCAGAAUUCGCAAGACACCCGCUCCCCGUUCAAGCCGGCCUAACAAACCUAACCAUCACCUUUGGAGCCCCCGCGGUGAAAUGA